GCUGGGGUGCAGUGGCUGCCCGCACUAGGUCUUCGGCCAUCGCGGCGUCCCCGUGCACCCCCGCCGGCCUCAGUGUCCCCAUCUGCGCAAUGGGGCCAGAGACGGGCGGGGUAGGGCGGGGAGGAGGCGCACGUGUGCACCGGCAGACUUGGGGAGCCCCCGCCCUUUUCCCAUCUCCAAGUACCUGGAAUGGCUUGGGAGGUGCGGAGCCCGCAGUCGUGGCCACCCCGCACCCAGGGCUCGGGCAAAGGCAGGUGGAGACUGGGGUCCCCCAGAGGCUCUGACGGCUGGAUCUGGGGGCCGCUUGGAGGAGGCGAUCAUGGAGGCCGGAGUGAUGGGCAGCGUGGAAGACACGAGACUCCCCCGCAGCGAGCCGGCGAUGCCCGCGCCAUGACCUCGGCCGCCCCGAAGGAUGCCCAGGCCGCUGCCCAGGACUUCUUGGAUUCUUUCCUGGGGGAGUUUCCAGGCCCUCCGAGCCCGGAGGCGCCCCUGCCGUGGAAGGCCCCCGGAGCUCCCGUGAGCCAGGAAGAAGCCGAGGGCGAGCUCAUCGAGCUGGCCCUGAGCCUCCUCUGCGGCAGGAAUGCGCCGCUGCCGCUGGCCUGCUCGCUAACCCGUGAAGCUGUGACCCGGCUCAUGCAGGAGGCAGACCUGUCGGCAUUCAGGCAAGCGCCCAGAGAAGAGCGAGGAGUCCAAGAGGAGGAAGGCGAGGAGGACGAUGGGAUCAGCGUGGCCUUGCUGGAUGCCAAGAGCCUGCAGAGAUGCUUCUUCCGUGGGCUCUGGGAAGUCUGUAGCCAGUGGCAGAAGCAGAUGCCAGCCCCUUCCACGUGCGCUUCUCGUCCCUGGAUGACCUCUAUCCACGCCAUCCGCAACACCCGCCGCAAGAUGGAAGACCGCCAUGUUUCCCUGCCUGCCUUCAACGAGCUCUUCGGUCUUUGUGACCAGGUGGAUCGAGCUUACUUUGCUGUUUUUGAUGGCCACGGAGGAGUCGAUGCUGCCAACUAUGCUGCCAUCCACGUUCACGUCAACAUUGCCCGACAUCUGGAGGUGACGAGAAAUCCCGCAGAGGCCCUCAGGGCAGGGUUCAAGAAGACCGAUGAAAUGUUCCUACAGAAAGCCAGGCGGGAGAAGCUGCAGAGCGGCACCACGGGGGUCUGCGUGCUCCUGGUGGGUCGCACCGUCCACGUGGCCUGGCUUGGGGACUCCCAGGUCAUGCUGGUGCAGCAGGGACAAGCCCUGGAGCUGAUGAAGCCUCACAAGCCAGAGCGCCCGGACGAGAGGGAGCGCAUAGAGGCCCUGGGAGGCUUCGUGUCCUACAUGGACUGCUGGCGAGUCAACGGCACCCUGGCCGUGUCCAGAGCUAUCGGCGACGUCUUCCAGAAGCCCUACGUGUCCGGCGAGGCCGACGUGGCCUCCCACGAGCUCAGCGGCACCGAAGACUACCUGCUCCUGGCGUGCGACGGCUUCUUCGACUCGGUCUCGCGGGAGGAGGUGGCCGGCCUGGUCCACGGCCUCCUGCUGGGCAGCGAGGGCAGCGGGCUCCGGCUGGCCGAGGAGCUGGUGGCGGCCGCCCGCCAGAGGGGCUCUCGGGACAACAUCACCGUCCUGGUGGUCUUCCUCAGGGACCCCCGCGAGCUCCUCCGAGACGGGCCCCCCGGGGCCGCGGGGGCCCAGCAGGACCCGAGCGUGGCGGGCUCGGCCUCGGCCUGCUUCGGGUCCUAGAGCGGCCCUGCGGCCCCGCCCGCGCCCCCGCCCCCGCCCUCCCCCCAGCGCGGCCCAGGAAGGGUGGCAGGUCCUCCCCAGUAUGACUAACCCUUCCCAGUGGGGUCCGUCCUGGGCCCGCGGGCCACGCCCCCAAGUUCUCGGGAGACGCCCCAGCACACUGGUGCCUGCCAAAGCGCCCUCCGGGAAGCCGUGUGCCCUGCUGGAGCUGGCCUGGCUCGCCCCCUCCCCGGCCGAGGGGGGCCUCGAGUGCCAAGCCCCGGGCCAGGCGGGUCAGAGCCUUCCUUUCCCAGAAGGGGAGCCCCAGCAGCCCUGCAAGUGCCUUCAGCGUCGCCGCCCGGAAGUCUUCCAGGGGCUGCAGCCAGCGGGGCCUCCGCUUGCGAAGCCUUCCCGGCAUGGAGAAGACGGCUGGCCGUGGCCUGGCCCUGCUCUCGGCCUCCGUGUCGUCCAGAGGCCACGCGGGCUCCCGCGUUCCUCCCGUGAAGGCCGGGUGGCGUGACUGCGUCGUGGCUCCCAGCGUGGUGGUCGGGGCCUCAUCCGGCCUCCGCUCCGACCCUCCGCUGACGGGGAGCUCCGGGCCGUGCCGGGGCGGCUGAGCGAGUCCCACCGCCGUGCCCGGCCUCCGUGCAUCUUCCCCUCCCCCACUGCAGCGGGCUCACUGGGCACUGGGGGAUCCGGAGCGCUUGGCAGCCCCUCUGUUUAGCGGCUCCUGUUGGGCUCAGAGAAGGGGGCCUCCUGGCCAUGGCGCUUCCUCCGGGCCCCAGGGAACAGCCAGGACGCGCCUCCGCCCCGAGGGACCGCCUGGCCCGGAGGGCCCCUUACAAGAGCUCCGCCCCUGAGAAUCCAAGGCCCGCCUCCCUCCGCGCCAUCCUCUCUCAGGGCCUCUCCAGGGGGCCAGCCCGGGCACCUGCCUGGGCACCGGGGAAAGGGUGGCACGCCCCAAGCCAUCGAUCGGAAGCCGUCGGGCAUCCUCUGCCUCUGCGGGCCACUCGGUGGCCCUCGCACCCGGGUCCAGACGCCGCCGGCGGGGGGGUCGGCCUCCCCCCCAAGGGCCACGCAGGUGGCCAGGACCGUUGUGCACAGCCCCCUCCGGCAGGGAAGAGUGAUUAAGUGUUAUUAGCGUCUAUUUUUAAAAGUAAGUGGGUGGGAGCCCGAGCUGCAAAUGUCAGCUCCUUGUGCAGAAACGGCGCCAGCGAGGAGCCGGGCGCCCCCUCCCCCAGCAUUCCCUCUGUGGCCCAGCGGGCGCCUCCCUUCUGCAGGCUGGGAGAGUGGGCAGGUCCCCCCUCCCCCUCUCCUGACCCAGACCGGGGCCGCAGGGUCCGAGGAGAGGCAGCCCCGACGCCCCGGGGCCCCCCGGUUGGUCCUUCCAGCCCCCGGGGCCCUGCUGUCUGGGGAUGCCCCGCCAGAAGCAUCAGGCCGCAGGGGGAGCCUCGUGUCCCAGCGCCCGCUCGAGAAGGACGUAGACGAGCCAGAGCGUGUGUGCAGAGGAAGGAGCCGGGAUGGAGCCCCGGGAAGGGCGACGAGACCUCCAGGGCCCCGAGGCCGCCGUGGGAGGAGGAUCUGUCCGUCCUGCCUGGCCUCGGAGGGUGGUGCCGGGAGACCUUCAGCUUGGUGUCAGGAGAAAAUGCCUGAUGGUCGGGAAGGGUCCAGAGGGGGCUCGGCAGGCUCUGGCGGGCAGCAGGUGGUGCCCCACCGCUGGGGACCUUUGUGCCCCGGCAGAGGCCUUCCCACCCAACUGUCCUGGGCCUCCCUGCUCACGCCUCCCCUCCCCACACAGUCAGUAUUCACGGGGCCUAGAGCCAGCCUGGAGAAGCUCAGACUGCUUUUCUGAGGGGCCGGCGUGGAAGGCCUGCCUCCAUUCCUAUCGGAAACCUUUCCCAGGGGUGGUGGCAGCCCCGCGCCUUCCCCUUCCCCAUCCCUCAUUUCCUUACCAACAAAAUGGGGAGGGGGCACUCUGUUGGCCCCAGGCCUUGGCCCUGGAGUCAGGCAGUAUCUUGGCCAAUAGACCCCCCUUUCUCCUUUAGCUCACGGAGCCCACUCCUUGCUACUCUUUGCUAUUUAUUGGCUGACACCUCUUUGCCUACAUUUGCAUGUAUCCUCGCUAGAGCAUGGGGUGCUCUCCUAUCUGGGGUGCUGCUUUGGGGCUCCCAGAGAGCCUCUCCCCCUGCACUCCACCCUGGGAGUCCCUGUGGGGCCCAGGGGAGGCUCCCUGCCCCCUCUUCCCAAGAAGGGAAGUCACCACUAGCCUGGGGGAGAUCUCCGAGCGGGGCUCCCCCUGCAGCCUCAGCCACACUGUCUAGUGGGUCUCACAGUUGGGAGAGCCGCUGUCCAAGCCAAAGGAAAGGGGGAGAGGCGCCGCCAUUCGCAGUAUGUUGGCACAAAGUAUUAAUAAACAGGAAUAUGAGCCUCGGCUCCUUGGA
Monodelphis domestica (gray short-tailed opossum) is the source of this 4139-nucleotide messenger RNA. RefSeq names its product protein phosphatase, Mg2+/Mn2+ dependent 1F (gene PPM1F). The record is from RefSeq and is a predicted model, not a curated record. Gene Ontology annotation, biological process: negative regulation of protein kinase activity; protein dephosphorylation. Gene Ontology annotation, molecular function: protein serine/threonine phosphatase activity; cation binding. Gene Ontology annotation, cellular component: cytosol; nucleus. Lineage: Eukaryota; Metazoa; Chordata; Mammalia; Didelphimorphia; Didelphidae.